AUGGAAGGUCAAGCGCAACCGCAGGAGAAGCCUGCCCAAGAGGCGCCUGCACCUAACAACAACGCGCCGCCGCCGCCCCAGCAAAUGUCCAUCCCAACUCAUCCUAUGCCUGACGCGGCCAACGGAUUCCAUCACAACUUGCAAGCGCCUAUGGACCAGGUUCUUCCCGAAGCUCUGCAGGAGGUCAUCCCAGGAGCCAUGCCUGAGAUCCUUCCCGGCAUGCUGCCCCCAGGCGGCGAGAUGUUCAUGCCGCUUCUUCAACCAGACGCCCAGCAGAUGCUCCUGAACAACGGCGCCUUAUCGAAUAUUCCUGUUAAUGAAAUGAGCGCAGAUGAGAUCGCGCUUUACGACCGUCAGAUCCGCCUCUGGGGUAUGAAGGCCCAGGAGAAGAUCCGCAAUGCCAACAUCCUUCUCAUCACGAUGAAGGCCCUUGCGAACGAGAUCGCCAAGAACCUUGUCCUGGCUGGUAUUGGUACUCUCACUAUUCUCGAUGGUGCUGCCGUCUCAGAGUCCGAUCUCGGUUCACAAUUCUUCCUUUCUGAGGAGGAGAACCACGUCGGUCAAAACCGCGCUCAGGCUGCCGCUGCCUCCAUCCAGAAGCUCAACCCGCGCGUCAAGGUCCAAGUCGAUGCCGAGGGCAUCAAGUCUAAGGGAACCAGCUACUUUUCAGGAUUCGAUAUCGUCAUCGCUACCGACCUCGACCCGGACUCCCUCAAUAUCAUCAACACCGCCACCCGUCUGCACCAGAAGGCCUUCUACGCUGCUGGUACCCAUGGCAUGUAUGGUUUCAUCUUCUCCGAUCUGAUCGAGCACGACUACGUCAUUGAGAGGGAUCUCGGCAACGUCGCGACAAAACUGCAGCCUGAGACGAGGACCCGCAGUGUUGUCACCGUGAACACCAAGAAGGAGGGCGGCAAGAACAUCGAGAUGGUCACGAAGCGCGAACUCUACUCAACCUGGUACCUUGCUAGUGACGGUGCCACGUUGCCUGAAGAGUACGCGAAGAGCCAGCGUCGCAAGAAGGCCGUCAGCCCUGUGCUCUCCUGCUUGAGAGCUCUCUGGGACUUCCAGGUCCUUAACGGCGGUCGUUUGCCCAACCAUAACAAGGAGGACCUCGGCCUGUUCACCAAGCUCGCCACGGCUAAGCACGCCCAGCUUGGUCUUCCAUCCGAGACUUUGAAAUCUGAGGUCCUUCGGAGCUUCUUGCAGAACAUCGGCAGCGAGAUGGCCCCUGUCACCGCUAUUCUCGGAGGUCAACUCGCGCAGGACGUCAUCAACGUCCUUGGACAGACUCAGCAGCCCAUUCAGAACAUGGUUGUUUUCGAUGGCAACAGCAUGGAGUCUUCCGUCUACCCACUGCACCCCGUCGGCGAGCUCGGUCGAGGUCUGCUUUCGCUCGCUGGGCCGAGUGGUCUCAUGCCCAACGGAGGUGGCAUGGUCCCUGGCCCCAGCAUGAUGAUGAAUAUGGACGGCACGGUGGACUUUGGUGGUAACCCGAUCAUGACUCAGUAA
Colletotrichum karsti is the source of this 1512-nucleotide messenger RNA. RefSeq names its product ThiF family protein. The transcript has 2 exons. Gene Ontology annotation, molecular function: SUMO activating enzyme activity. Gene Ontology annotation, biological process: protein sumoylation. Gene Ontology annotation, cellular component: cytoplasm; SUMO activating enzyme complex. The coding region runs from base 1 to 1512 and encodes 503 amino acids. NCBI's taxonomy places the organism in Eukaryota, Fungi, Ascomycota, Sordariomycetes, Glomerellales, Glomerellaceae. The record is from RefSeq and is a predicted model, not a curated record.